This is a messenger RNA of Chelonus insularis, 1434 nucleotides long. Its product is annotated as aldo-keto reductase family 1 member B1-like. Gene Ontology annotation, cellular component: cytosol. The coding region runs from base 345 to 1340 and encodes 331 amino acids. The record is from RefSeq and is a predicted model, not a curated record. Lineage: Eukaryota; Metazoa; Arthropoda; Insecta; Hymenoptera; Braconidae. Gene Ontology annotation, molecular function: aldose reductase (NADPH) activity. The transcript is spliced from 6 exons.
CAGCUGGUCUAAUAUUCUAACGUGCAUGCGUCACGAUAGACAAAUAAAAUUGCAUCUUCCGGUGGUGUAACGAAACUCGUCUCAUUUACAAAGUUCUUCAUUUAUUUAUUUUUUUCAUUAGUAAUCUAUUUUUUUUUACAACAAAUGAUUUAUUAAAUAUCCUAAAUAAAAAUACGCAUUUAGCAAGAAAUAUUUAGCUGUGCAAAUACUUGAAGACAAGUUGGCAAUCCAAGUAUUCUAAAUAUAAUUUUCAAGUAAUUAUAACUCUGUUACAAUUAGAACAAGAAAAAGUUUGCAAGUAUCUAUUUUCCUAAAAAAUUGUAUACAAAAACUAUUCAUCAAAAAUGAAGUAUAUGAAAUUAUCAUCAGGUUAUGAAAUGCCCAUUGUAGGGCUUGGUACAUGGCAGUCAAAACCGGAAGAAGUGGAAAAUGCUGUGACAACUGCUUUAGAGUGUGGAUAUAGACAUAUUGAUACAGCAUUCAAUUACAGAAAUGAAGAUGCAAUUGGUAGAAGCUUAAAGAAGUGGUUCAAUGAUGGAGGAAAAAGAGAAGAUUUAUUUAUUACAACUAAAUUACCACAUUUCGGAAAUAAGAGUUCAGAAGUUGAAAAAUACUUGAAAAUGUCGUUGGAAAGUCUUGGAUUAGAUUAUAUCGAUAUGUAUUUAAUUCACAUGCCUUUUGGAUUGGUUUGUGAUAAAUCCAGUUAUGGACCUUUGAUAAAUGAAGAUGGGACAUAUGAAUUAGAUCUUGAAACUGAUCCCGUAUCUAUUUGGAAGGAAAUGGAAAAACAUGUUGAAGCAGGACGUAUAAAGUCUAUUGGAUUAAGUAAUUUUAAUGAAGAUCAAGUUAAGGAAGUGUGGGAUAACUCAAAAAUUAAACCAAGUAAUUUACAGGUAGAGCUUCAUGCUUAUCACCAACAAAAAAAAUUACGAGAAUUUUGUAAGGCCUAUAACAUUAUUGUGACUGCAUACAGUCCAUUAGGAUCACCUGGAGCAAAAACAUACUUUGAAACAAAGUAUAAUUACAAGCCAGAAAAAUACCCCGAUUUAUUAGAACAUCCAGAAAUACGAAAACUUGCUACGAAAUAUAAAAAAGGUGAAGGACAAAUUCUACUUCGACACUUGGUGCAAGAGGGAAUAGUAGUGAUUCCAAAAAGUACAUCACCACAAAGAAUUCGAGCAAAUAUUGAUAUUUUCGACUUUGAAUUAACACCUGAAGAAAUCAAAAUUUUAGACGAUUUAGAUGGAGGAUCAGCACGACGGAUUUUUACAUUUUUAUUUUUUAAAGGGGUUGAAAAGCAUCCAUAUUAUCCAUUUAAAAGUGAAUUAUCAAAUGUUUAAUGAAUUAUUCAUUUACAUUUAAAAAUUCAUGAGUCUCACAUGCCUUUAAUUGUAUAAAAAUUACAAAAAAUGAAAUAAAAUAAAUUCGAUAAAA